Messenger RNA from Rattus rattus (black rat), 1325 nucleotides. RefSeq names its product SERTA domain containing 1 (gene Sertad1). Gene Ontology annotation, molecular function: transcription regulator activity. The transcript is spliced from 2 exons. Lineage: Eukaryota; Metazoa; Chordata; Mammalia; Rodentia; Muridae. The record is from RefSeq and is a predicted model, not a curated record. Bases 265 to 975 code for a protein of 236 amino acids. Gene Ontology annotation, cellular component: nucleus.
CCUUCUGGAACGUCCCCGAACAGGCUCCGCCCACCACCACCAACGAGAGCGGAUCCCGGAGCUGGAGGGCGGGGCUGCCACGCGAGUGGGCGGGAACUAGGGAUUGUCGAGUGUCUGGAGUCGUGCUCCCGAAUCAGAACUGCGCCUGCCGUCCCAGGUGUCGGUUGCCGGAGCCCAGCGAGCUAGCGAUGCUACGGCAGCCGCUUCCUGAUUGGCUGCGUGUGGCUCCCUCUUCGUUCUGAUUGGUCGGGAGUGAUCUGGAGGAUGCUGAGCAAAGGUCUGAAGCGCAAGCGGGAGGAGGAAGAGACAAUGGAGUCCCUCUCAGUGGACUCGUGGUGGUUGGAUCAAAGCCGCCCAGCAGUGGCACAGACCCCGCCGACAGUGGCUUCUAGCUCUCUCUUUGACCUCUCGGUGGUCAAGCUCCACCACAGCCUGCGGCAGAGCGAACCAGACCUCCGACACCUGGUGCUUGUGGUGAACACACUGAGACGAAUUCAGGCGUCCAUGGAGCCGACGACCGUCCUGCCACCUGAGCCCAUUCAGCCCACAGCCCCCUCUGUGGCAGAUAACUUUCUGUCUAGCUCAGACGCCGGCCUCUCAGCCUCCAUGGCCAGCCUCCUGGAAGAUCUCAGUCAUAUUGAGGACCUGAACCAGGUCCCCCAACCCCAAGCAGACGAGGGGCCUCCAGGCCGCUCUGUCGGGGGUGUCCUGCCCAACCUGGGUGCCUUGGACUUGCUAGGCCCAGCCACGGGCUGUCUGUUGGACGAUGGACUGGAGGGUUUGUUUGAGGACAUUGAUACCUCCAUGUAUGACAGUGAACUUUGGUUACCAGCCUCUGAGGGUCUCAAACCUAGCCCUGAGAAUGGCCCAGCCAAGGAGGAAACUCCAGAGUUGGAUGAGGCUGAGCUGGACUACCUCAUGGAUGUACUAGUAGGCACACAGGCACUGGAACGGCCACCAGGACCUGGGCGCUGACCCUUAGACCCAGUGAUGAUUGACUUGGAUCUGAGUUGAGCCUGGUGGUUACACCAAUCCACUUUGACGUGACAGAGAUGGCUUCCCCUCACAGAGGAGAGCCAGGGUCACUUUGGAGAGACAGUGCUGAGUCCUGGAAACUUCACAUCCAUCCACCUGUCUUGGCCAGUGAGGGAGUUAGAAAUAAGCUCCCAGUGGUGAAAUGACGGGACCCAGAGACAGCAAUGGUGUUUGGGCUAGGCUGGGGGUUGGACUGGGAUAAUAGUCUGGGCUAUCCCAUCCUAUUAUCCCCAGUGUGGGAAGAGACCUCAUAGUUUUUGGAAAUUAAAACCAGCUUUGGGAAAUACCAA